AUACUGUUUCUAAUUUUCCCUCCAAUUGAAUUGAUAUGUCUAUAACGGAUGCUUUAUAUUGUCAGUUUCUUAAGUAAAAAUAUAUAUAUUAUGUAAGAAUUGAAAAAAUAAAACUUUAUAAAUGGAGAGUUUCGAUCAGGAAUGUAGCAGCUCUAAACUUGUUGGUGUAAACAUAUUGGAAGGAUCUGUAAUCUCAGAUAAUUAUUCUCUAAAUGAUAUUCUUAACAAAUAUACUGAACAAGUUCGUGCUUUAGCUGAUACGAUUAUGCAACUGGAAAAUUUGAAUCUUGUGAAAGAUGUUUCAGUUUCAUCAAAAAACAGUAACACUGAAAUGAUGAAAAAUAAGAAUAAAAUUAUCAGUGGAGUCUCGGCACUUUUGAAAGAUUUGAAACCCUUAAACUAUCCUGGAUUCCAAUCUUUAAGUUCACUGAGGCUACUUAAAGAGUAUGAAAAAAUAGCUCAAGAAAGUCAACUAUUAUUAAAAAAACUACAAGAAGAUGAUGUCACUACUAAAAAUUUAAUCGAAAGAAUUGAUUCUAUGAAAUCACUUAUGAUAGAUUUCAAAAAUGAAACUGAAAAAGUAAUAAAAGAAAAUUAUAUUAGUCCUGAAAUAGAAAGAGCGAUCACCAAAGAAUUUAAUGAAUGUAGAGCUGAUAUGUACAAAAUAUUGCCCCUAGUUGAUCCAUCAUCAAUGUUGAAAGAAGUAUUGAGUGUGAGUGUUCAAUAUUCUAAUAUCUUUUAAUUUUGUUAUUGAUCAUUUUCAAAAUUGGUUUUAUAAUUG
Daktulosphaira vitifoliae (grape phylloxera) is the source of this 781-nucleotide messenger RNA. RefSeq lists its product as uncharacterized. The coding region runs from base 122 to 742 and encodes 206 amino acids. The record is from RefSeq and is a predicted model, not a curated record. The transcript is spliced from 5 exons. Lineage: Eukaryota; Metazoa; Arthropoda; Insecta; Hemiptera; Phylloxeridae.